Molecule: messenger RNA, 6744 nt
Organism: Nycticebus coucang (slow loris)
Lineage: Eukaryota; Metazoa; Chordata; Mammalia; Primates; Lorisidae
Gene: GALNT6
Product: polypeptide N-acetylgalactosaminyltransferase 6
Exons: 11
Coding region: 3392-5260 (622 amino acids)
Cellular component (GO): Golgi apparatus
Source: RefSeq, a predicted model, not a curated record
GGAGUCAGAAGUAGGAGGGGGGCUCUAGAGGAGAUAAUUUGCUGCUCUGUUCCCAGUGUGUGUUGGAUGGAGAGAAAGUGCUCACAAAGAAGAAAGUCCAAUCAUUUGGCCAAACAGCCUCCCAUGCCCUUCCCCCCAGCAGAAGCUUGAAAUUGCCUGUCUCCUCCCUGAAGGAUGUCUGGCUCCAUACACCCUGGCCCUUGGUGAGAGUAUUGACAGUCGUCACUCUCAGAAGAAGCUUGUAAUUGAGCCAUACUCUGAGUAACUUGUGCAAACAUCCCUGUGGGGAUGUCGGUGACUGCACCACGACUUCCUGCUGCCACGUCUGCAGGAGGUGAGCAGCUCAGUUGAUAAACAGAAAGAAACUUUGUUACCAAGAGGCCACCUGGCCAGCAAGGGUGUGUUCUGGGUGGUUGACCCUGGCUUUCACAAAAGCCAAGACUUUGCCUGGCUCUUACGGUUUUGGCAUCUUUAAAGCAUUUGUAUCCCUGAGGAGGAAGAGGGCAAACACCAGGGAGGGAGUCUAAGAAUGGAGCAUUAGGAGACCCAGGAAAGCAAUCCUCUCCCAGGCUCAGGGGGGCUGUGAUCGGUCCCCAAAGUUCCCACUGUGACUCUAAAGGGGAGGUAUAAGUGGUAAACAGAACAGUGGCCUGGGAGUUGGGAGACCAGGUUCUGCUCCUGGGAACCACUAGCUGUGUGUCAUGAGAGAAGUCACUAACCCCUCUAGCCUUACCCAUAAAAUGAGGGCACUGGACUCAGAGACCUACUCAAAAUGCAAGCCACCAUACGUGCAGAAUAUCCUAUAACUCAAGUACUUGUAGUAAGUGCAUUCAGAACGUCAUUUAGUGAAACCAAUGCUUACCUUUGAACCCCUCUGGCCCCAUCUUAUCUAACAAGAUUUAUAGAAAGUUGGGUGUGGUGGCUCAUGCCUGUAAUCCUAGCACUGUGGGCUGCCAAGGCAGGAGGAUCACUUGAGCAUAGGAAUUCAGACCAGCCUGAACAAGACCCCCUCUCUACUAAAAAUAGAAAAAUUAGCUAGACGUGAUGGUGGGCACCUAUAGUCUCAGCCACUCAGGAGGCAGAGGCAGGAGAAUUUCUUAUACCCAGGAGGUUGCUAUGAGCUAGGCUAAUGCCACAGCACUCUAGCCUGGGCAACAAAGUGAGACUCUGUCUCAAAAUAAUAACAAAGAGUUUAUGGAACACCUACUACAUACAAAGUUUGUACUAGAAUUUGCAAGUGAUAAACAAUGGGUUAAUUUCAAGCAAUGUGGCCUUUCUGGUCCAAGAGUUCAUAAUCACAUGAAGGAGUCAAGGCAGGCUGUGAUGAGGCUGGAGUACACAUUAAAAGGUGCUCAAGGGGCAGAGCCAGGGAGAGACUAAUUCUGCUAGGAGAUCUGAGAAUGGUUCUUGGAAGAGACUAGGUGCUAAAAUGGAGGAAUUGGCCUGCAUCACUGGCUUUCAAACUUCUAUGACCAGACCAAGGUCAGAAAGACACUUUACCAUAAGGUCUAGUACCCACCUACGUGUGACAGGUAACCCAGAAGUCUUAGGGCAGCCUUCUACAUUAAUCAUAUUAGAAGUAUAAAUCUACAAACUAACAAAAAACAUCAUUUGAGAAUUUAGUUAUUUAAACUUCUUUUACCUUUAUUUAGUUGCAUGAAUUUUGUUUUGUUUUGUAUUGAGACAGAGUUUCACUCUGUCACCCUGGGUUGACUGCCAUGGCGUCACAGCUCACAGCAACCUCAAAUUCUCACACUCAGCCAAUCAUAUUGCCUCAGCCUCCCGAGUAUCUGGGACUACAGAUGCCCACCACAAUGCCCAGCUAAGUUUUCUAUUUUUAGUAGAGAUGGGGUCUCCAUUUUACUCGGGCUGGUCUCCUGAGCUCAGGUGAUCCACCUGCCUCAGCCUCCCAGAGUGUUAGGAUUAUAGGCGUAAGCCUCUGUGCCUGGCCUAGUUGCAUGAAUUUUGAAUAACAAAUUUUUAAUUUUGAUAUUGUAGCAGGCAAUAUUUAUCAUCUUUGGUAGACUAAAAACAGACGUUACAACAAAAAUUGAUUAUUCAAAAUUUGUGCAACUUAAUAAAGGUAAAAGAAUUACAGGUAGUAUUUUCCAUUAAUGUUCUUUAUUAUGUAUGUAGAGUUUAUGCUUCUGAAGUUAUUAAAGCUUAAACCUGCACUAAGACUUUUGAUAGACUUUUUAUAUAAAUAAUACCUGACCCUAGACGAAGGACCCAAGAGGUUUUUCCGACGUGGGUCUUCCCCUUUGCCAGAGGCUCUGGUGCUUUUUAUUUUUUUAACUGCUUCUGUAUUCCUUUCUGUCUAAUAAAAUCCUAUCUUAUUGAUGAAAAAAAAAUAAAUAAUAACCAAAUUAAAAUUUUAACAAAACGAUACCUGUAUUUUAUGAGACUCACUUUGAUACUUUUUCAUUCUAUUCUGGUUGUCUCUUAAAUAAUUGUUUUCAUGCCGAUUUACAAUCCUAUAAAUUUUUUUUAUGGUACUAUAAUGGGGUGUAUUGGGCAGUUUGGUAAAAUACACUUCACUGGGCUAGGUGAAGCUCGGUUCCUUGGCCAGUGGGGCCAAGGUUCAGUCUGAGAAAGCUUCCCAGAGAAAGAGGAUUUCUUGAAUCAUCUCAGUAUCAAAACCAAGAUAGUCUGAUGAGUUGCUGGCCCAAGGGUGGCUGAAGGGGAAAGAUAGGAAUGAAUGCUCCGCAGCAGCAGGAGAGAAGUGAGUGGAUAAGGACCAAAAGGCCUGGCCACAGGAGCCCAGUGGAAGGGAGACCCACAGGACAGCAGGGCAUGGAGCCCUGUGAAGCUCUGCACUUGACAAAGCACUACAGUGGGGCUUUGGAGCAGGGGGGCCUCCUGGACCUUGUUAACCACACUGUGGGGAAUCUGCUCCCACAUAGGGAGCAGGAAUCCUUAAUCCCAAAGUCCUGUGACUUCACUGGAUUCUGUGUCUUUUCUAAGGGACCCUUUCCUGUUCCUGUUGCCUGCAGUGAGCAAACGAGAGAGCAAGUCCCUCACCACCAGGGCUACUCACAGAUGUGUCACUUCGUUUCAGGAUAUGGUCAGUACAUUGAAGAACUUCAGGUUUCAUGAAGAAAGUAACAGCCAGGUUGGAUUGAGAGAGGAGAUGAACUCAUUUUAACCUGAGGCCUCUUUCUCCAAGGGAAAUAAAAGGAGCAAAGACAAGCCCCACUGCUUGGGACUAUAAGGCAGUGCCGGGACAAGGGAGGUGAAGGACCUGGGCGAUUCUGAGUGCAUCAGUCAGGGAGGCCUUCCUGAAGGAGGCUGAGGCUCCAAAGUGUGGCCAUCACGACAUAGAAAGCUAUUUCUAGGGUCGGGCCCAGGACUCUGGAGCUGACCUGACAGGGGUCCCCACUGGUUCUGGAGGAUGAGGCUCCUCCGCAGACGCCACAUGCCCCUGCGCCUGGCCAUGGUGGGCAGUGCCUUCGUGCUCUUCCUCUUUGUCCUGCAGAGGGAUGUAAACAGCAGGGAGCAAGCCACAGAGAAACCAUGGCUGAAGUCCCUGGUGAGCCAGAAGGAUCAUGUCCUGGACCUCAUGGUGGAGGCUGUGAACAACCUUAGAGAUUCAAUGCCCAAGCUCCAAAUCAGGGCUCCAGAACCUCAGCAGACUCUGGUCUCUGCAAACCAGUCCUGCCUCCCUGGAUUCUAUACCCCAGCUGAGCUCAAGCCCUUCUGGGAACGGCCACCACAAGACCCCAAUGGCCCCGGGGCAAAUGGGAAAGCAUUUCAGAAGAGUGAGUGGACCCCCCAGGAGACCCAGGAAAAGGAAGAGGGCUAUAAGAAGCACUGCUUCAAUGCCUUUGCCAGUGACCGGAUCUCCCUGCAGAGAGCCCUGGGGCCAGACACCCGACCCCCUGAGUGUGUGGACCGUAAGUUCCGGCGCUGUCCGACCUUGCCCACCACCAGCGUCAUCAUUGUGUUUCACAACGAAGCCUGGUCCACCCUGCUGCGAACAGUGUACAGCGUCCUACACACCACCCCCGCCAUCUUGCUGAAGGAGAUCAUACUGGUGGAUGAUGCCAGCACUGAGGAAUACUUAAAGGAGAAGCUGGAGCAGUAUGUGCAGCAGCUGCAGGUGGUGAGGGUGGUGCGGCAGGUGGAGCGGAAGGGGCUGAUCACUGCCCGGCUGCUGGGGGCCAGCGUGGCCCAGGCGGAAGUGCUCACGUUCUUGGAUGCCCACUGCGAGUGCUUCCACGGCUGGCUGGAGCCCCUCCUGGCGCGGAUCGCUGAGGAUAAGACAGUGGUAGUGAGCCCAGACAUUGUCACCAUUGACCUUAACACUUUUGAGUUCUCCAAGCCCAUCCCAAGGGGCAGAGUGCAUAGCCGUGGCAACUUUGACUGGAGCCUAACCUUCGGCUGGGAAACUCUACCUACACAUGAGAAGCAGAGGCGUAAGGAUGAGACCUACCCCAUCAAAUCCCCGACGUUUGCUGGUGGCCUCUUCUCCAUCUCCAAGUCCUACUUUGAGCACAUCGGUACCUAUGAUAAUCAGAUGGAGAUCUGGGGAGGGGAGAACGUGGAAAUGUCCUUCCGGGUGUGGCAGUGUGGGGGCCAAAUGGAGAUCAUCCCGUGCUCUGUAGUAGGCCACGUGUUCCGUACCAAGAGCCCCCACACCUUCCCCAAGGGCACCAGUGUCAUUGCUCGCAAUCAAGUGCGCCUGGCUGAGGUCUGGAUGGACAACUACAAGAUGAUUUUCUACAGAAGAAAUCAGCAGGCAGCAAAAAUGGCCCAAGAGAAAUCCUUUGGUGACAUUUCUGAGCGACUGCAGCUAAGGGAACGAUUACAUUGUCGAAACUUUUCCUGGUUCCUGAACAAUGUCUACCCAGAGAUGUUUGUUCCUGACCUGAUGCCCACCUUCUAUGGAGCUAUCAAGAACCUUGGCAUCAACCAAUGCCUGGAUGUGGGUGAGAACAACCACGGAGGGAAGCCCCUCAUCAUGUACUCCUGCCAUGGCCUUGGCGGCAACCAGUACUUUGAGUAUACAACCCAGAGGGACCUUCGCCACAACAUAGCAAAGCAGCUGUGUCUACAUGCCAGUGUGGACACUCUGGGCCUUCGGAGCUGUCACUUCACUGGCAAAAAUAGCCAGGUCCCCAAGGACGAGGAAUGGGAAUUGACCCAGGAUCAACUCUUCAGGAACUCAGGAUCUGGUACAUGCCUGACAUCCUUAGACAAUAAGCCAGCCAUGGCCCCCUGCAAUCCCAAUGACCCCCACCAGCUAUGGCUUUUUGUCUAGGACCAAGGUCAUCCCCCAAGGAAGCCCCCAAAAGCCUCUCAGGAAACAGGAUUGCUGAUGUCUGGGAACCUGAUUGCCAGUUUUGCUGUAGGACUUAAAGAUGGGUUUCUAAUCCCAAUGGAUGUCAAGACAGAACUUUUCUGCUCCUUGGAACAACAGUGGACUCUUUUCUUUCCUCCACACUGAUGGAAGAGAUCAUUAGCACAAAUGAUGCUUGGUCUAGGGCUUUCCCUCUGUCCUGGCCUCCAAAGCAGAGGAGGCAGCUGGAGGAGGGCCCAGAGCGCAAUGCUGAGCUCAAGAAAAGUACUUCUGUAGACACGUCCUGAAUCCCUGGUCAUCCAGAGCAACUGCAGAAUCUAGUGAAAUGGUGUAUUCUCACAGAAGAAUUAGAGGUCCAGGAGAGCCUGUCUUGCUCAUAUUACCCAAAAUUUGUGGAACUGUCUACAGAAAGCUCCAUAACGGGUUCUUUAGCCACACUGUGAGAAAAACAGGUCAAGAACAAUUGUGCCCCUUUUACAGAUAAGAAAACUGAGAGAGAAGUGAAAGAGCUUACUUAUAGUCCCACAGCCAACAGAUGGCUAUAGCUGAGACCAAGGCUUAAUUUGCAAUGCUGAAACAGGGCUCCUUCCACCACAACACAAGAACACUAGACAACCAGCCAGCAGCCGUCCCGUCCCCUCUGCCUUCUGCCCUCAUCAUUUCUAGCCGCUGGCCUCCAUAAAGCCUAGAGCCAUGGAGCCAGGUAGCCAUUGGGGCCAAGAUCACAAUUGGGAAUCCUGGGAUGUUAGUGUUGAAAAAAGCUGCUAGAACCAGUGAGACCCAAGUUUAGGUCCCGGAACCCUUUUCUCAAAACCCCAUACAAUAGGUAGAUAAAAAGCAAAGUAGCGUGAGUGAACUUGAGGGAGGAAUGGGCAAUGCCCUCUGGUCCUGAACUAAGUCUAUAAGCACUAUGUGAAAACUGUUGUUUUAGUCCAACCCUAUCAUUUACCUAUUAUCAACCCAAGACCAGAUAAGUGAAUUUGUCCAAGGUCGCUCAGCAAGGUGUUGGCAACCCUGAGGACUCAGAUAAGGCUAACAAGAGCCCUGGAGAGUCUGAGGGAGCAGCGAAAGCACACUGACUGGAUGACCCAUCCCACUGCUGUGCUUCUGUGAAGCCUCUCUGUGCAGCAGACCGGGUGUGAAUACCAGCUCCGCUAGCUCAGGGACUCACAAAGGACAAAAACUCUGUCCAGGAAGGCUGCUUUUGACUUUUAAUAGCAAGCUGUCACCGCAUGAGGGCGCCAUGGAGUGCCGCUGCCUCCUGCACCCAUGCAGUUCAGGAGGCUUCCAGAUCCUAAAGAGGACACAUUCAGAGGAAGCCUAGCCAAAGGGAAAGGAAAGAAUGACCGGGGUGUGACCUGGAGAAAGGAACAGUUCAUUCCCAGAAAGAAAAGGGAAUUGGACAAGGGAUCCUAGUGGAAAUAAAGAUUUUAUGGCAUUGGUAA